Spinacia oleracea (spinach) is the source of this 4614-nucleotide messenger RNA. RefSeq names its product disease resistance RPP8-like protein 3. NCBI's taxonomy places the organism in Eukaryota, Viridiplantae, Streptophyta, Magnoliopsida, Caryophyllales, Amaranthaceae. The transcript is spliced from 4 exons. The coding region runs from base 1 to 4314 and encodes 1437 amino acids. Gene Ontology annotation, molecular function: ADP binding. The record is from RefSeq and is a predicted model, not a curated record.
AUGGCAGAGCCAACUGUUACCGUUGUUAUUAAGCGCAUUCGUUCUAUAGUUGAUGAAGAAACGGAGAUCUUGGGACCUGUUAAGGACAAAUUUGCUGAGUUGCUGUCAAAAACCGAGAAUCUUACAAGCUACCUAAACUGUGCAGAUGAAAACACACUUCUCACAGAAACAGCUACCAAAUAUGAGAAUGCAACUGAUCAAUUCAUCUACAAAGUGACAUCUGAAAGCAGAGGAAGUUGCAGCUUUCUUAGAAGGUUUCUUGUGGAAAUAGCUCAUGAAUCUGAAGACAUUAUUGAUAAUAUCAUCUACAAGAUUGCAUAUGAACGUAGUAGACGAUGUGGCUCUUUAAAAAAGUAUGUCUGCAAACCAUGCUUUCAAAUAGACCCUCAACACAUCAAGAAAAUAGAAGGCAUAAUAAAGAGACUGGACCAAGCAAAAGAUGACAUAGAACCCUAUGUUACAGUUGUUAUUCGGCACAUUCGUUCAAUACUUGAUGAAGAAACGGAGAUCUUGGGGCCUGUUAAGGACAAAUUUAAUGAGUUGCUGUCAAAAGCCGAGAAUCUUACAAGCUACCUAGACAAUGCAGAUGAAAACACACUGCUCACAGAAAUAGCUAACAAAUAUGAGGAUGCAACUGAUCAAUUCAUCUACGAAAUGACAUCUGAAAGCAGAAGACGUUUUGACGUUCUUAGAAGGUUUCUCGUGGAAAUAGCUCAUGAAUCUGAAGAAAUUAUUGAUGAUAUCAUCCACAAGAUUGCAUAUGAACGUAGUGGAAGAUGUAGCUUUUUAAAAAAGUAUGUCUGCAAACCAUGCUUUCAAAUAGAAACUCAACACAUCCAGAAAAUAGAAGGCAUAAUAAAGAGAUUGGACAAAGCAAAAGAAGACAUAGAACCCUAUGUUUUGGAACCAAAAAAGGAACCAACAGACCAAAGGCUGAGAUCUUGGGAUAAGACAGAGAAGCUUCCACCAACUAACAGCUAUCCCCACAAGCUAGUUGGCUUGACAAAAGACAUCAGCUCUCUGGUAGAGAAAAUAAUUCAGAAAGGAAACACAAUGAGCGUCCUGUACAUUGUGGGGACAGGAGGUUCUGGGAAAACCACCUUAGCCACAGAGCUUAACAAUCAUCCAGAAAUCAAGGAACACUUCAAAUCUGUAGUGUGGGCAUCAGCAUCAGAAAAGAAGGAUGCUAAAAAUAUCUUUCUCGAAAUCUUGAGAAAAACUCAAGGGAAGGAUGAAGAUGUAAACAGCAGCACAAUCACAGAGAACUUGGUGAAUAAGAUAUGCAAUAUCCUAGAAGAGAGGCCAUAUCUGAUCAUUCUUGAUGAUGUGGAGGAUCCAGAUAAUUUAGCCACCCAUUUGUUUCCCAUGUUCCAGCGCUUGAGUUAUAAAAGCAAAAUAAUAAUUACCACUCGUGCCACCCCCAGCAAUCCCUACAAGCAGAAGGAGUUUACUGUAAACUCAGAUGAGAAUGUAAAUUCCCUGGCUGAAAAAUUAACCAUGAAAAAGACCCAUGAAUCAAGCAUCUUUCACAUGCCUGCAAAACAAGCCACUGUCUUGCUCCUUGAUAGUCUCUAUAUGGAAGAUGCAAGACUGAAAGAACACUUUGAUUCUAGGAAAUGGGUAAACAUAGAGGAUGACUGGGAUAACAGUCACAUUCUGCUCAACAUCUUACAAGAAGUCACAACGGGUACCAUCCCCUCAAAAGAAAAGGUAAUGACUGAUAUCAACAAUAGAAAAGAAAGCCCAAAUGUUGAUGAAUUGGUUACAAGGAUAGAGGAAUUCCUAGCAAAAAAGGCCCUAAUUGUUCUUCACCAAGUGCAAAACGCAGAAGAUCUAGUGAAUCUUUUGCAUCCUAUACUCGAGAAAACAAAUCACAAAAGUAAGGUGAUAUUCGUCACCGACAAUCUUCCAACAGAGCUUCAACAGAAUGAAGAAUAUAUAACUGGCGAGGACCUCCUGGAUGCUGAUCAUCUAGUUGGGAAAUUAACAGGGGAAGGGGAACAACCAUAUUUGUUUUCGAUCAGAGACUUGGAUAGUUCUGGUUGCAACAAAGACCUAGCUAGAGUACUGUAUAAUCAUCCAAUAGUCAAACAACAUUUUGAGGACGAGAACAGGUUUUGGAUCACUAUACCUAGAGGGUCGGAUGCUGAAUCAGGAAUGCGCCACAUCAUUAAAAAUAUCACUGGAAAUAAUCCUAGCAUACAAGGAUCAAGCACAAAGAAAUUGGCAAAUGUAUUACUUAGUGCUCUAGAGGAGAAAAAGUACCUGCUUGUUCUAAAUGACAUGGGCGACGCAGAAGACUUGGUUUUUGACUUGGUUGCAGCUCAAAGUAGUACCAAAACUCACAAAAAGGAACGUUCUCUCCAAAGUAAGAUAAUAAUCACCACUGGUAAUCCUCGAAUCAUUCGGCAUUCAAACUUAAAAUGCUUCUUAUAUGAGAUGCAACCUCUACCUGAAAAUGAAAGUUGGGACUUACUUUGCAGCAUAGCUUUCAAUCACGCAAGAAGUCGACCAAGCAUAGGGCAGAUAAUUGGCCAAUUCAAUAGAAAAUCAAAUAGAGAGAUGAUAAGAAAGAUUGAAAUGCUACAAAACUGUAAAGGCAUACCUUUGGCAAUAGUUGUGUUAGGAGGGCUCUUAAGCACCAAAGAAACUGUUGAAGAAUGGGAAGUAGUGAGUACUUCCUUCGGUUCAGAGGCAACACUGUCAAAUAAGGCGUUGGAGAACAUACUACUGAUAAGCUAUCGCGAUCUUCCUAGUGACGUAAUGCCAUGCUUCGUUUACUUCGGCCUCUUUCCACAACACUCUGAGAUUCCGACAGGGAUGCUGAUUAGGAUGUGGCUAUCUGAAGGUCUAGUAACAUUAGAUCCUCCAUCUGGUACACGACAGACGUUGGAAAAUGUCGCAGCACAGUACCUGGAGGAAUUAGCAUGCAGGUGCCUCAUUCAAGUCGUGAGGAGAAAUCACGUUGGAGAAAUGAAGACCAUCCGUUUGCAUGACAAGAUUCAUCAGGUUUCCGUCACAAAAUCAGCAGAGUUAGGAUUUCUUGAAAUAUAUCCCCACACACAAGCCAUGCCUCUGCUUCAGGCUGCCACCCAUUCCAGGGGUGAUGUUCCUCAAAUCAGAGAAAUGCUGUUACGAAGGACUACAAUACAUCCUGGGAAAUUCAAUAAGUAUCCGACAGAGAGUCCGAAACUUAGAACUUUAGUUCAAUUUGGGAAACAUGGAUUAUCAGCAAAGCAUUAUUAUUUUCAGCAGGAUGCUUUGCCGCUAGACUUGGAACCAAUACACGAACAUUUCAAGCUACUCAGGGUCUUGAUUCUCUCUGGAACUAGAAUUAGAGCUCUUCCGGAACAAGUAGGGGAACUGAUGUUUCUGACCUACCUAGGAUUAAGGGCCACAAAUGUACAAGCACUUCCAGAAUCCAUCGGAAACCUACAAAAGUUGCUAACCCUAGAUUACAGAGGCAGUUUAAAGCCUAGUAUUUGUGAACCUUUACCCAAUGUUCUGUGGAAGAUGACAAGACUUCGACAUGUAUAUCUACCAGAGUUUGCAAUUUUAUCCAUGAAGAAAUUGGACCUCAGCACUUUACAAAACUUGCAGGUUUUAUGGGGUGUCAGCGGCGGUGAUUGGCUAAUGGAUGAUUUGGGUAAACUAAGUGUGCAUCUCGUAAAGCUGGGGAUAGUAAAUAUUUCAUGCAAUGAAGAGUUGGAUACAGUGGUGAAAUGGCUAAACUUAGAGCCUAAAAAGCUUCAGGUACUGAAACUGGAUUGGCAUAGGGCAAGACAAGAUAAGCUACUUUUUCCAGAAAACCUUAACUUUCAACAUCUACACAAACUUGCAUUCAUUGGAAGACUGAAAGAGGAAUAUAACUUCACACUCUUACCAUCACUAGUCAAGUUGGAACUGUAUUUCUCUCAUCUUACAAAAUAUGAUCCAACAGAAAAGCUGGGGCGCCUUCCUAAACUAGAAGUUCUUCACCUAUGGAAUUCCUACAGAGGGAUUCAGUGGAUUUGUGGUUCAAAUAUGUUCCCGAAACUCAAGGAGCUUCAAAUCUCUCACCUGCCGAACUUGGAGGAAUGGAGAGUAGAAGCAGGUGCAAUGCCACAUCUAAAGAGACUAUCAAUAUUUAGUUGUCGGAAGUUGUUAGGGCUCCCAAAAGGUCUAAGGAACAUCAACCUGCAAGAACUGGAGAUUCUGGAUAUGCCCAAGUCAUUUUGCAGAAGGCUACAGGAAAUCAAAGAUGAAAAUACAACAGUAGCAGAGGACAUCGAAAUCAUUCAAAACAUUCCUUACAUCAAAGUCGAGGCUUGUUAGGGAUUUGGAAGAAAGCGGCAAACGCUAGCAAAUCUACAGUGUGCUUUCCUCCUGAAGCUAUGCUCCAAUUGGUAAAAGAGGAUGCUUGAAAGAAAGCACUCCUUUCAUCAUGAUACCUUCUUUGCACCACAGCAUUAGAUCAAACUGUUUCUAUAAUUUUUGUUCAUGUCUCUCCCAGUUUUCAAUAUAACCCCCAUGAAUACUUCCAGUGAACCUUAAUAUAAAACUAUGUGUAUAUCAUAAAUUCAAAAUGCAUGCUAUAUCGCUAUCUGCACAAGCAAUCAAAUGACUUGAACUGAA